Molecule: messenger RNA, 1293 nt
Organism: Cyclocybe aegerita
Lineage: Eukaryota; Fungi; Basidiomycota; Agaricomycetes; Agaricales; Hemipholiotaceae
Source: the annotation of a GenBank genome assembly
AUGCUCGAUAAUAACUGUCAAAUCAGGGGUCUGAAGUAUAUUGCGAAGAACCUGGAGGAGCGGAUAGAGGCCAUCGCCCAUGAACUUGCCAAUUCCACCUAUGACCUGAUCGCUCUUCAGGAGAUCUGGGUGUUCGCCCACUACGAGCGGGUGCAAGAGAGGGUAUCUAGGCAGCUCCCGUACUCCAAAUUCUUCUACAGCGGUGCGCUAGGCGCAGGGCUCGCGAUAUUCAGCCGUUUCCCAAUUGUCUCGACCUCUAUCCAUCCGUACUCUCUCAACGGCACUCCCCUCGACGUCGCAGCAGGAGACUGGUUUGUGGGCAAAGCUGCUGCCCACAUAACCGUCCUGCAUCCCCUUCUCGGGCAGGUGCAGGUAUUCAAUACACACCUCUUCGCCAAAGGAGGAGAGGACGGGCCAGAAUACAACAGAGCGCACCGUCUAGUGAAUGCAUGGGAGUUCGCCAAGCUCGCGCGGCACGCUGCAGAGUCUGGCAAGUAUGUCAUUGCUACGGACUUCUGCGUCGUCAAGCUUGGCGACUUUAAUAGCAUACCGCCAACGUUGCCCAUGACAAUCAUCCUGGAGCACGCCAGGUUGUCAGAUGCAUGGCCGCUGACCCACCCAAAUGUCGAUCCUUCUACUGUUACCUCUCCUCUCGAAGCCGUACAGAAACUGGGCAUCACAGCCGACUCACCUCUGAACACCUGGUCCGCGAGUAAGGGAUAUACACAGGGGUCAUGGGGCAAACGACUGGACUACGUCCUAUACCGACAGCCAAACCGUCCAGGACAAGCACCACCCGCCUUGAAAGCGGUCGAAACUAAAGUCGUUUUCAUGGACCAAGUACCUGGACAACCUUUUUCUUUUUCUGACCACUUCGGUCUCGAAGCGACGCUCGAAAUCGUGUCGCAGACGACAGAGGAAGGCACCUCGGCACCUGCUGUCCAGGCCGACGUGCCAGGAGAGCUUUCCAGUGCUGCCAUCGCCACCACCAUACAAGCCUGGGCGUCCUGCUACCGCUUCUCCAAAGAGCGCUCGCGUAAAGAACUCAUCAUUUGCGGCCUUUCCAUCCUCAUCCUGGUUGGUGUGGCCAUUGGGACAGCUUGGCUGCCUCACUCGUGGAUCAAUCCAAUCUUCAUCCUGUUCACCGUCUUUAUUGCGUGGUUGGCUACGACCAUGCUUUAUGAAGGAUUCAUUUUUGGAAAUUGGGAGUGCAAUGCGCUGAUGAACUGCAUUGAGGAGUUGGAGAUUCAUCGCAAGGGUUUGGACGUGCUGAAUGGCGUCCAACGAGAUUGA